This is a messenger RNA of Hippocampus comes (tiger tail seahorse), 2798 nucleotides long. RefSeq names its product capping protein, Arp2/3 and myosin-I linker protein 3-like. The transcript has 24 exons. Bases 162 to 2798 code for a protein of 878 amino acids. Gene Ontology annotation, biological process: cell migration; regulation of Arp2/3 complex-mediated actin nucleation. Lineage: Eukaryota; Metazoa; Chordata; Actinopteri; Syngnathiformes; Syngnathidae. Gene Ontology annotation, cellular component: lamellipodium; plasma membrane. The record is from RefSeq and is a predicted model, not a curated record.
UGCAGUUGUUUGGAGCCUUGCUGAGAGGCUGCUGCGCGGACCUUUCCUACCUGAACCUGGCUAAGAAUUGCUUCUCCAAUAGGAAAGCGAGAGAUUCUCUGCCAACUUUCCGGCAAUUCUUCAGCUCAGCCUUCAGCCUGACUCAUGUGAGCCUGGCCUCCAUGAAGGUUCCUCCCGACUGGCUGAGAGCGCUCUUCCUCGGCCUGUCAAAUAACCCCCAUAUCACCGAUUUGCAGUUAGACAUCAGCGCCUGUGAGCUAAGGUCUGCGGGUGCCGCCGUUCUUCAGGAGCUCUUUCCAAGAGUUUCGUGCGUUGGGACUUUAGACAUCUCCGAUAAUGGCUUGGAUUCUGACUUGCAGGCCAUCAUCCCGGCAUUCUCAAGACACCCCUCCCUCAAACACCUGAUGCUGGGGAAGAACUUCAACAUCAAGGGCAGGGUGCUGGAUGAAAUACUGCAGAAACUGGUUCAUUUGGUGCAAGAGGAAGAGUGUGUCCUGCAGACUCUCUCUUUGGCCGACUCGAGACUACGCCAGCGGGGCACCAUGUUGGUCAACGCUCUGGGCUCCAACACGUGCCUGCGGAAGGUGGACUUGAGCGGCAACGGCCUGGAGGAUUCGGGAGCAAAGAUGCUGAGCAAAGCCCUGCAAAUUAAUACGACACUCAGAAGCGUCGCAUGGGAUCGCAACAACACCACGGCGACGGGCUUCCAAGAUGUGGCCAGAGCAUUGGAGCACAACUUUACACUGCAGUAUAUGCCCCUCCCCCUCAGUGACGCCACACAGGCAUACCGCAGUGCCCCAGAGAAGACCGACCAAGCCCUGAUCAAGAUCCAGCGAGCCCUGCUGAGAAACAACCAAACGCAACGUUUCUCUCAAAAGCAAGCUCUUAGGCUGCAUCAAGGCCUCGUCACCAGUACGGCCGAACAGGUGAUGGAACGUUUGUGCGUGCGGGUGCAACAACAGGUCGGCGUCCUGAAAGGCUGCGAGGAAGCUGAGGAGGUCCAAACAGCCAGGCAGAUUCUUAAGGAAGCCAGAAACUCCAAAGCUCUCUUCCCUUCCCUAUGUGAGCUGGCUCAUGUGUUGUCAGUGGAUGGUCCAGUCAGACAACGACUGGAUACUCUAGCCGGGGAGCUAGCGAGGGCUGCCGACAAAGAGCUGCAGGUGGUCGUGGACUCCAUGGUGUCUCUGUGCCGCGAGUUGUGCCCCAUGUCCUGCUCAGCUGCCGAGAGACUCAGCCCGCCUCUCUCGUCCAUCUCUGAGCAAGUUUCGAUCCCUCGCUCUUCCAUACGCAACGCCCUCAUGGAGAGAGCGUCCGAGGAUAUUAACAGAGCCCUAGAGGAGGUGAAGUUGUCCGUCGUGUCCUACUUAACCAACUCCAUCGUGGAUCAGAUUCUGCAAGAACUCUACACGACCCAUAAAACGCUGGUACUGCUGCGGCAGGUGUCUCAGGCCAAGCGCUGGGAUGAUGCGGGGACAGGAAGACAUACGAUCAGACAAUCCAGAGUUGCGGAGUCUCUGGAAUUCCCGGAUUCGGAGGAUGUGGGCGUCCACCUGGGAAUAGACACCAUGGCUAUAAAGAAACGGAGCUCCAGAACCAGAAGAAUCCGUCCCGUCUCCACCAGACCAAGUCUGGCAGAUGAGCCCAGCGCCUCCCCCACGCCCUCUGCUCCUCCCCCCUCCGCCCAAUUUUCCCACUCGGCAUCCUGGGAGUGCCUGUCCACCCUUCCCACCAACGGCUCGCCUUUGCGCCAUGUGACCCACCAUUACUUUGAGAACGGAGGAGUCAGUACGCUGGAGGAUGGACUGCCAGACUUCUACAGCAAGAGGGUUCUUCCUGACAGGCAUCAGUUGUCGUCCAUCCAUCAGGCUCAGUCACUGAGGAGGAAAAAAAGACGCAGCGUGUUGUCCAUUUUCUCCGGUUUCCGCAAGAACCGCAACUCCACCAUAUCAAACCAGGAGUUAGACCUGUCAGAGAAUGUGUACUCGAUGAUUCAGCAUCCAAAGGACGUCGGGAGGGCAGAUCAUUCCGCGCUUGGGGCAAACGGGACCGUGCCCUCACCUCGGGUCGGACAAGGCGUCCCUGUGCAAGGCUUGAGGCCCGCCAGCCCCUCUUGCCUUAUUCAGAGACAGUCCACAGACCUGGUCAGCAUGGUGUACAGCUGCAUUGGGGCCGACAUUGAAGAAUUGGACAACUGUGACACCAAAGCAACGCAGGAAAGCAUCUCGGAGGCCGACAGCAACCACACGAACGGACAUGAGGCGUCCUCCAAGCAGCAGGCGCACAGGCAGGAGAGGGUCGUACCUUUGACCGGCCCGCAGACUGACUCGGACGAGGAUGCUCCACGUAGCCGCAGAGGUGCGAGCGGCGCUGCUGGCAGCCUGAGGCCUGAGCCGCCGCCUCAGAGCACCAAGCCCAGUCUUGCUGCCAUGCGGCAGAGACACCUUCAGGAGAGUCUAGCGGAGGCAGGACGGUUGGAAGCACGAGAAGAGCAGACUGAAAGAAAACGUGAGGAAAAAGAGAGGACGCGGGGACCCGAGGGGCAGCGUCCGCUGAUCCCCGUCAAGCCCAGUCUUGACCUGGCACGAGACAAAACCUCUCCGGAAACCGCCAAGAUCUCUCCCAAAAUCUCACCCGUCAGUCGACAAGGAGCUGAUGCCCAGAGGAGUGCGCCUCUUGCGGCGUCUGUCAGUUACGAGGAAGUCACCAGCAGAGAAUGGAGAAGCCCGCCGGCACCUGCCGAGCCUCAAAUGGGUUCCGAGAUUCCUCAUAAAUUCUAUCGAGCUGCGGACGUCACGUGA